GGAGGCCAGGAACAACUGGUUGAGGCCAUUUGGUUUGUUUAAGAGAACAAGAAAUGUUCUUCUUGUCACCAUAAAGUGAAUUACCAUCACCUACUGAGUUGGAGCGCGGAGAAAAGAGACAGGAAGUAUACCCAAUAAAUUCUAACCCCAAAAAAUAUUCAAAUAAUAUUGAAAAGUUUAAUGCUUUUCAGAAAGUCAAAUAUGCACUUCUAUUCAUUACAAUGACAAUGAUAUCCUUACAAAUGUUUCAUGUUAAAAUGUGUCUGUCCCAAAGAUCUCAAUUUAGCAAUUAGAUGUUUUCUUUGCACUUCAUAAGAAUUCCAUUCAAUGGAUGCUGCACUGUUUGUAGAUAUGUGCACUCCCUAAUGCUAGUAUAAUGCAUUCUGAACAAGGAAUUAUUCAACCUAGUAUGUCUAAUACAUAAAUGUGAGGAUAUCUUCUUCCCUCCUUUUAUACCCAUCUCCCAGAUGAGUUUUCACCAUCCUCUGAAUUUUAUAUAAAUGUCGUCCUUCCUUUUCCUUAUCCCAACUUUGUUGCCACGGUGAUUGAAUGGACUUUCUAAUUAUGUCGUUCAUCUCUCCCUUAAGCAACGGCACUACUACAUUUACAUCUUUAAUUUUAAGUGAUUACUUGAAAAGAGUGUCUGCUACCUAAUUUCAUUUACCCCCAACAUGGGCAGGGAGCCAUGAGAAAUGUAUACACAAGCCCAGACCCUGCAGCCUCAACAGAUGUUCCCCAAUCUCCAGAACAAUGCCUGGCUACAAUUUGAAAUACCUGUUUUGAUAGAUGUUAAGACUGAGGAUUAAUCAGAGCACAAAAGUACAUAAUCAGGGUAUACUUCUUCGAUCCAUUCCAAGGCUAAAAUGAUAGCAACUAUCUCAAAGGUUUCAAAGUUACAUUUAAUGUCAGAGAAAUGUAUACAAUAUACAUCCUGAAAUUCUUUUUCUUCACAAACAUCCAUGAAAACAGAGUGCACCCAAAGAAUGAAUGACAGUUAAAUGUUAGAACCCUAAAGCUCCCCCUCCCAUGCAUAAACAGCAACAAAUUAAUGACCCCCCACCCCCACCAGCAAAAAAGCAUCAGCACCCUGCACCAAGCACUGAAGCGUGCAGCAAAGCGUCAAUAAAGACACAGACUUGCAGAACCCCAAAGGCUACUCAUUCACCCGGUAAUUCAACAUACCACAGGCUCUCUCUUUCUCUCCCUAAUAAGGGAAAAAGAAGUGUCCCCAUUUCACAGCGAGAGGGGAGACAUAACAAAACAACUUGCUGAUUUAUGGUGUUAAAAGUCUGUUGCGUUGCUUUUUCCGAGCUCUGUGCCCAAAGAACUCGGGUCUCUGGGCACACAGCCAGCAGCCAGUAGCUGCUUUCAAUCUUCCGUGUACUCCCACGACACACCAAGAUCCUGCAGAGGCACCGACCUCGAGUCCGCCCGCUUCCAGAGCCACGAAAUCAUUUAACCCCAAAGGCUGUUUCUGAAGAUGUAAGCAAAGGAGUCGCCGUUAGGCGCCAUCGUCUCCUAAGCGCCACCCCACACAUCAAACGUGAAUACUGAUACUUCAUCUGAUAAUCUUUUCUUAAUAGUCACCUGAAACUUUGGAACAUAAACAGAAACACCUGAACGACCUGGUCACUGGAUCCCUUGAACCAUCUGUAUAGAUAUGUGAGAAGCCAUAAUAUUUGCCUUGUAUAUAUUACUGAACUUUCAGUGCCACCGAUACACAAUCACUCCUCAUCUUGAUCUUUUCUUGAAGCCCCAAAUCAACGACAGGCAAAGAAAAAACUGUGGAAGGGUGACAGAAAGGGCUAUAUUCCACAUUAAACAAUCCAAGAUUUUGUGACCAUUCACUUCCAUCCACCCAAAACUGAAAACCUUAUGAAUACAGUGCUCCCAACACAAAUAUUGGAUAACCAACUUCAUGUCCACUUACAUUAACCCAAUAAACCAUUGUUAACUAUAACCUAUGUAAGAUGUAAAGGUACUUCACCCACUUUCAAAGUUCAAAGUAAAUGCUAUUAUCAAAGUACAUAUGUAUCACCAUAUACAACCAUGAGAUUUAUUUUCAAUAAAUCUAUAAAAUAAUAACCAUAACAAAAUCAAUGAAAGACCACCCAGAAGACAACAAACUGUGCAAAUACAAAAAGAAGAAAUAGUAAUGAUAAAUAAGCAAUAAAUAUCAAGAACAUGAGAUGAACUGUCCUUGAAAGUGGGUCCAUAGGUUGUGGGAACAGUUCAGUGAUGGGGUGAGUAAAGCUGAGUGAAGUUAUUCCCUUUGGAUCAAGAGCCUGAUGUUUGAGGGGUAGUAACUCUUCCUGAACCUAGUGGCAGUGUUGGACCUGAAGCUUUUGUACUUUCUUCCUGGUGGCAGCAGCGAGAAGAGAGCAUGUCCUGGGUGGGGGGUCCCUGAUGAUGGAUGCUGCUUUUUUACGACAACACUUCAUGUUGAUGUACUCAGUGGUGCGGAGGGCUUUACCUGUGCUAGACUGGGCCGUAUCCACUAUUUUUUUAUAGGAUUUUCCGUUCAAGGGCAUUGGUGUUUCCAUACCAGGCUGUGAUGCAGCCAGUCAAUAUCCUCUCCACAACACACCUAUAGAAGUUUGUCAAAGUUUUAGAUGUCAUUAUGAAUCUCCACAAACUCCUAAGAAAGUAGAGGCACUGUUGUGCUUUCUUCAAAAUUGCACUUACGUGCUGGGUUGAGGACAGUUCCUCGGAAAUAAUAACACCAAGGAAUUUAAAGUUGCUGACCAUCGCCAUCUCUGAUCUUCCAGUGAGGACUGGCACAUGGAUCUUUGGUUUCCUCCUCCUGAAGUCGAUAGUCAACUCCUCAGUCUUGCUGACAUUGAGUAUGGUACCACCCAGCCAGAUUGUCAAUCUCCCUCCUAUAUAGGAAUUAGUCACCAAUUUUGAUUUGGCCUGUGACAGUGGUGUCAUCAGCAAAUUUGAAUAUGACAUUGGAGCUGUGCUUGGCCAAACAGUCAUUAGUGUAAAGUGAGUAGAGCAGGGGGCUAAACACACGGCCUGGUGGCGCACCUGUGCUGAUGGAAAUCGUAGAGGAGAUAUUGUUGGCAAUCCAAACUGACUGAGGUCUUCAAAUGAGGAAAUCCUGGAUUCAAUUGUACAAGGAGGUAUUAAGGCCAGGGUCUGGGAGCUUACUGGUUAAGUUUUGAGGGGAUGAUAGUGUUGAAUGCUGAGCUAUAGUCGAUAAAGAGCAUCCUGAUGUAUGCAUUAUUGGUGUCCAGAUGUUCCAGGGUUGAGUGAAGAGCCAAUGAAAUGGUAUCUACUGUGGACCUGUUGUAACAGUAGGCAAAUUGGAGCAGAUCUAAGUCACUUCCCAGGAAGGAAUGGAUAUGUUUCAUCACCAACAUCUCAAAACUCUUCAUAAUUUCUACCAGUAAUGCUGAAUUGAGGAUGAUUUAAUAGCAUGACAACAAUCUCAAUGCUUGAUCUUAAAUUUCAACUAAGGGCAUUAACAACUCUGGUGAGGCUGACCCAAAAGCAACACAUCCACAAUCAAAGACAGACCUGAUUAAAGCAAUACAUGUUUGUUUAAGUGACCUCCUGCUCACAUCCCAUUCACACCCAACAAGAUAUUUGAUCACUUUAAAGACUUUAAAAUGUUAUUCACAUGCACCUUCCAUGUUAGCCUUGUGUUCAUCCACAUAUGUAGAAACUUUGCUACUCCCUCUCAUUUAAGAAAUUUACCAUAUCAUUUGGGGUUAAUUGUGGGCGUAACGUUCCUUUUGGGAAAGCAAAUAACUUGAACCUUUGCAACAGAGUAUGCAAAUCUUCAUCAAUUUCUCUACUUCAUCAAGAGCUGUCUACAUUUUCCUUACUAUAUAACUUAUAUUCCUGCCUCUCAUCCACACUGCAUAUAAUGAUUUGGAAAUGUCUGAGCCAACAUUUUAAAAAAUAUCAUUCAUUAACCUCUGUGGUUAAUCAUAUUAUUAACCCCUAUGGAAUCCCAUUCUCUAUCUCAUACUCUUCAGAAUGUUCUUCCCACCCUAACUUGUAUCUUCCUAUCACAUAAAUAAUCUUCAAUCCAAUUGAACUUUCUGCCACCUUUUCCUAUCUUUUCCAAUUUAAGCAGCAACUCUUGUGUCCAUGACACAUCAUAAGUUUUCUCAACAUCAAUGAAAACUGCUACCACUGAUUCUUUAUCAACUUGGGCCUUGUGAAUAUCAGAUUCUAAAUUUAACACCAAGUCCAUGGUCAUUCUCCCUUUAUGAAAUCCAGAUUGGUAUACAGCUAAUUUUCCACAAAGUAAGAAUGUCUUGCUUUAACUAUCCAUUCCAUUAUCUUACAUAUAGCCCUUUAAGUUCAGGCAAUGUAAAUCCAAUAUCCAAGCAGGAACUGGAACAUUCUUUUUUCUCAGCAAUCUGAGGGUUGCUUGCCAAAACUGUUUCUCUAUAAGACCUCUCUUCUAAAUUGGCUGAACUAUGUACACUAACAUAUGGUUUUGCUAAUAACUCUGCUUUUUCAGAGUCAGUAACUGCAACUUUCUCCCCACCAUACAAAACUGGUAAUGCAUCAAGUUUUCUCACCCCCCCACCCCCCUUUUCUAUGUCAUACCCUAACUUCCCCUACCUGGCUCUCUUUCCCAAUGCUAUCACAGUACAUUCUCCAAUACAUUUUCUUUAUCCUUCUCACUACUUUUCUUGAGCCUUUUUAUAUUGUAUGAAAGAUGAAUAACUUCCACUGCCUAACUUUCCUAAAAGCUUUAUUCUGCUCCUUCACAGCUCUUCUGCAUUCAUCCAUCCACCAGGGAACAGCUCUUCUUUUAUUAUCCCCCAACGAUCUGGGAAUUGAUUCCUGAGCUAUUCAGUGUCACUGAGGUAUUAAUGUAUUAUUACUCAACUCAAUAUCCUCCAAAACCAAAUGAUCAGGAUAUCUACUUUUGCAUAAAUCAUCAAAUGCAGCCCAAUUGGCCUUUUUGAAAUUCCAUCUGGGGAUAUGAGAACGUUCCUUCUAAUACACAGCUAUUCCCAUUGUACAGAUAAUGGGGAAAUGAAACUCCCCACUGCUGUAUCAUUAUACACUUCCCAGUUACACAUCCUUGCUAUACCCUCAGAUACCGUUGUAAGGUCUAUAGCAGAAACAAAGUUGUUACAUAGAUUUAUCCUUGUACUCCCAUCACCAUUCAAGCACACCAAACACUUUUCCUCCAGUAAAUCUUCCACCACUGUCCCAUUCCCAACCCCGCACAGUACACCGAGCAUUAAAAUCCCCACACCAAUAUGACCUUACUUUUCCCAUUUCCACCCACACUUCAUAAAAUAUCAGGCAUUAACUUUACACAAGGGUUAUUAAAAAAAAUUAGCUGUGCUUUAUUAUUCUUUCCCCAAAUUACAACCCCAAUUGACUUAAUUCUGUGUACUGUCCAAUUUUUGAUAAAGGUAGCCUCUCGUCCUCCAUUGCCCAUUUUCCAAUCACGUUUUAUAUCAACGUAUCUUAACACUUAGACAAGAAUUCAGCCAGGUUUUCUGUACAUAUAACAUCAGGUUUACUUGGUAAAUUUUCAAUAUCUAUUUCUUAAAUUCUUGACCUUUAUCUAACAGGAUUUUAGCAUUUCAUUGUAAGAUUAGGAAAACCAUUAACAACCCUCCUUUGAAGACUGAAUGUUAUUGACUCCUCCUUGUAAAUCGGGCACCACUAAUAAUUUCUAGAGUUAAGUCUUUUAUUUCUAGAUGUUUUUCUGCUACUUUUAAUUUUAAUUUUUUUCUGCCCUACUUGUAGUUUGUGCUCUACAAUUUACCACAUCUGCCAUAAAAGUGACAAACAUUAGUUUAUCAACAAUCAGAGAACCCUAUGUUAUACAAUCAUGGACUUUACACAUUGUAUUUGAACUAUCUGUAUUCUGGAUAUUAAUAAGACCCAUUGACACUGUCUUCUGUAUUUUCUGCAGAGCUGCUGCAUAUGAAAUGCCCAUUUCCACCUAAGCAUGCUGCACUUCCACAGCUUUCUUAUAUACUGGACAUCCUGCAUAAGCAGAGCUAAGUUCCUCUCCACAAUUGCUAUGUUUUGUCUUUAUGGCUUCUCCACAAUUGCCAUAAUUACAUUCGCCACCACAUCUACCACACUGCUUUUGACCCUUACACACAGCUGCUACACGGCCAAACUUCUGGCAUUGGAAAAAUCUCAGAGGAGGCAGCACAGACUUGAACCAUAUAACUCAUAAGAUAAACUAAUACUAUCCAGCAAAUUUUUUCAAUCAAAUGUAAUCAACACCGAUAAGCCAUCUAUUAAACCUCCACCACAAAAUCCUUUUAAACAUUUAAUGUCCUCAACUUUUCCUGACUUAGCUAUUAUUAACUUGGUCCAUGAAUACAACUGGAAGCACUCCUCUAAUUACACCGCAAAGCCUCUGUCAUUCAAUAUAACUCUUCGGUGUUACUUCCCUUCCUCCCACAGCUUUUAACUUCAAAGCUUUCUCAUAUUGCUUACUAACUUUACAAAAUAGUUUAAGAGUGCCCCAUCUGAAAGAUUUUGCACCGACAAUAUUUCCUAAUGCUUUUUUUCAAAUCCUUAGUUAGUCUAAUUGGAUUGAUAUCAGAAACAGGUCCACAUUCAAAACUCAACAAAACUCUUCCUUCUUUUAUUUAAAUCCUGUCUGUUUGCCUUCAUCACUGGACGAUAAGCCACUACAAUUCUCCAUUUCCAUUUCCAAGAAAACCACCAUUCACCUUCCUCCAUACAACUGAUAUCACCCAAUACCACCUCCCAUUUGCUACGUCCACCUUCACCGUCACUUCCUGCCAUCUUUACCUCCCUUCCUGCCCGAAUGUAACUUCCAACAUCAGGAUCAGUCCUUUGAUCCAAUUCCAAUCAACAGCUACGUUAUUUACCCUCGAGCACUCGCCACCCCGUAUUUGAGGUCAUCAGCGAAGAAGGACUGUUCAUGAGAGCUGGGUUGCAGGUGAUAAUUUGGAAACGAGUGGUAGGUGACUCCUGGUAGCAGGGUGGAGACUGGGACGUGCCUGCACGUGCAGGCCUGACUCGAUCCCACACCCUGUCCUAUGGCCAGCACCCGAAGGCCCAGAACGAUCCAGGUGGGUCGGAUGGAAUUCCUCGAUGAGCAAUGGAUCUGAGAUAAAAGAGGAUGGUGCCCAAAACGUCACCUCAAGGCUGUACCCAUCCCAGUCGACCAGGUACUGCACACCCCAUCCACAAUGCCAUGAAUCCAUCAAUGGGGGAACCCUGUACACUGGAACACCCUCCACCAUCCUUUGUUCCAGAGGUUCAGGCUCAGGGGCAGAUGCGAAGGCCAAUGACCCCCCUCGAGGCAGAACCGCACAAGAGUGGGUACUGCCCACUGGGAGGUUUGAAGAUUCUCUCCAAACCAAGCAGCCGCUGGGGCAGCCCUAUGCCAAACAAGUUGAGGUUGGAUAUGCUCCGGAAUGGUCAAAUCACGGAGAACUGUCUGUGAAGGGAAAGACAUCAGAGAAGAUUACCGAUCAACUGAAAUCCAUGCUGAGAAUAAAAGUUCCAUUCAAUCCAGAAAAGGGUGACGUGCUGGACUACGCAGUCAAGAUAACCACCAAUCUAUUCAUUGCCACCACCUGCAUGAACAAUUGUCCAACAAGCCCCCCAGUUGUUGGAACACACCAAGAUGCAGUGACCAAAAUAAGGAAGUGUUUCUCUCUGACUCAGGUGUCUGAAACUCUUCAACAAAGCAAACAUGUGGAAGAACCUGGUGGAGUCAUAACCCCUCCCGUCUACUCUGAGAAGAGAAAUGGAGCAAGGCCAAAGCAGAGGCCCCAGUCAAUCAGCUCUAAAGCUGCUAGAGCUCAUCCAAUUGAUUUUCCCUCCCUGCCUUUGCCCAUCAGGAAUUGUGCUGUGCCCACCAGCUGCAUUCCCCAGAUUGAGCUCAUCAAUGCUUCACCUCCCACAUAUGAAAGAGAGGGAAAGCAAUUGUCAAAAAACAAGAAUUUACUCACUCUUCCAAAAUGGAAGUACCAGCAAAUGAGGGAAGACAGAAAAGCAGCCAAGGCUGUGAAAAAUCAACUGAUGGAAAAGAAUAAGAGAGCACAGGAGUACAGCAUUAUGUCAUAGGGCCAUUGGGUUAUAACACAGAGGCAGGCUUUUCUGCCCUCCUAGUCUGUGCUCAACUAUUAUUUAGCCUAGUCCCAUCAACCUGCACCUGGACCAUAGCACUCCAUACUUCUCUCAUCCAUGUAGAACAUAAGACAUAGGAGCAGAAUUAGGCCAUUCGCUUAAAUGUUGCAUUCAAGCCCUCAUCCAGCACUUCUGCUGGCAGUAUGAUCCAAACGGAGUGAAGAUCCCCCUCAGUUUCUGGUUAAGUAUUUCACAUUUCACCCUUAACCUAUGACCUCUAGCUCUAUUUUCUGUACUCUUUCAAUCUUAUUGAUAUCUUUCCUGUAGGUAGGUGACUAGAAAUACAUACAAUAUUCCAAAUUAGGCGUCACCAAUGUCUUAUACAAAUUUAACAUAACAUCCCAAAUCUUCUGCUCAGUACUUUAAUUUAUGAAGGCUAAUGUGCCAAAUGCACUCUUUAUGACCCUAUUUACCUGUGACAUUACUUUUAAGGAAUUAUAGGCCUGUAUUCCCAGAUCCCUCCUGUUCACUGUGUAAGACCUACACUGAUUGGUCCUACCAAAGUGUAACUUGUUUGUAUUAAAUUCCACCUGCUGUUCCUCUGGCUCGUUCAUAUCCCGCUGAAAGCUUUGAUAGCCUUCCUCGUUGUCCACUGUACCCCCAAUCUUGGUGUCAUCCGCAAAUUUGCUGGUCCAGUUUAUCAUAUUAUCAUCCAGAUUGUUAAUAUAGAUGAGAAACAACACAACCCAGCAAUGUUCCCUGCACCGUACCACCAAUGUGUGAAGACAAGACACCUGCUGAUGUUUAUCAAGCACUUUCUGAACUUUGGUGAAAUGACAAAUCCUUCUCUUUGAGUUUUCACCAUUUAGUAGAACACUGACUGUUGCUGCUUCUAGAUGUGCUUCAAUGUAAGAAACAUUGUGUGCCACCAGAUAUGUAGCUUGAUAUAUUUGCAGAAACAAACCAGGGAGAUGGGUUCAAAGGUUUCUCCAUCUUGUGUAGGAGGUUGUAAGCAAUGAAUGCAAACAGCACCCUGGCAAAGAUGAUGGUCUCAAGCCCAAUCUAAAGAUCUAACUGAAACCUCUAUCCAAACUUCUGCAGAAUGUGAUGGAGAAUGAGUUGAACCAAUUACCUCAAUAAUAUACAGAAAGGUUUGGGGAUGGGCCAAGGUAGAAAGAUUGUGCAGAUCUGGAGUCUAAAUCUAAAUCCAAAGCCAUGAGGGUGUAAGACUUUCAUUCUGGCAGGUCAGUGUUAUACACAAGGGAUGUUGUUCCAGCACAGAAGCUGGGACUCAAGCCAAGUCUGACUGCUUGAGACUUCUCUUCAAUAUGAAUCUAUUACGUGUGCUCCUCAAUGAGGAGCAGCAGGUUCGAUAAGAAUGUAUCAGUGCCUUAAAAGCUGUGCCAGGAGGUCAUAUGAGGGAGGGAGGGAGGCACAUAGCUACGUGUUGGGGGCAUUGGUUGGCUGUGAGCAGCCCGAAGUUCUGCCUUCUGUGUCUCUUGAAUGACACCCAAUGGAAAGUAAGGCACAUUGAAUAGCGUUGUGUUUGGCCAUGAACCUCACUCUAAAGAUCCGCACAGGUAGAAAUGUCAGGCGGGCAACCACUGAUAGAUGAUAUGAACAGACGCCUUCAUUAGGAGUAGAGAAAAUGAAUUGUAUUUUUGACAUUGUAUAUUUUUAACAUAUUAUCAUGUGUGGUGUAUCAACGAGCAACAGCAGUAGCAGAUUUUAUCAAUAUUAACAUAUAAAAGGUAUUGUGUGUAAUCGUGUUAGAACGGACAGUGAAGGUAUUUUAUGUUGAGGUUCGUUAUUGAUCAAAAUUCAUUGCUUUAUUUCUGUGAAUGAAUAUAUUUUGUAUAAGUGCAUUGUAUGUUAAGUACAAUAAAAUUAAGACUAAUUACAGGCAAAUGGUUCCAAGGC
Molecule: messenger RNA, 9972 nt
Organism: Hypanus sabinus (Atlantic stingray)
Lineage: Eukaryota; Metazoa; Chordata; Chondrichthyes; Myliobatiformes; Dasyatidae
Product: ankyrin repeat domain-containing protein 33B-like
Exons: 2
Coding region: 7069-8049 (326 amino acids)
Source: RefSeq, a predicted model, not a curated record